AUGUCCGUGCUUCGUAGGAAGCCGGACCAGGGUAAGGUCUUCGACCUCCCGUCAUGGAGCGAGCAAUCGCUUCAUGCGGACAGAUCAGUACCUGCGCUUCGCGGACUGGCGCUUCAUUCACCGCACGCGCCUCCCCUUAAAUGGGGCGCGUCGAUGGGGCGACGGUACCAGUCGGAGACCUUGCCCCAUGUGUUGUGUCACUGUGGCCCACAUUCGGCCGCUCGGCAAUUGCGGCACAACGCCAUUGUCGAGAGGCUUGCCGCGGCCUCCAGGCUCCCCGGGGGAGGGGGUCAAUGCGUCCCGGGCGUCGACGGAGACCUCGCGGCUCUGCGGCCUGACUCAGUCAUCACGCACGAGCCGUCGAGAACCGUCAUCAUGAUAGACGUGACCGUAGCUUUUGAAAAUAAAUUUGAAACGAUCGAAAAAGCGAGACUGGAGAAAGUCCAAAAAUACCAGCCUCUCGCGGACGCGUUAGCGAGAUUCGGUCACGUCGUCCAUGUCGACGGCUUCGUCGUAGGCGCCCUGGGCGCCUGGCAUCCAAACAACGAUAACAUUUGCAAGCUGCUGCGCAUUUUGCAAAAUUACGCGUCAUUAAUGCGAAAACUUAUAGUCUCGGAGACCAUCGCGUGGUCCCGAGACGUGUACGUAGAGCACGUCUCAGGAAUUCGACAAUACUGCGUGCAGGAGUCGGCCGCACGGAAAGCACGCCCGCGCGCGCUAACAUCUCCGAACAAUUACGAUUUUAUAUUCCCCUUUAAUUGUUGUUAUUUUAAUCUAUUCGAUCAACACUGCACACUAUUUAUGCAAUUAUGUCAUCAUAUCCCGCGUGGCGCCAGUGAAGAGAAAGGCUGGUGCAUCAACGCCGGCCUUCCCCUUCUUAUCCUAUCCCUAGGCGGGCGCACGCACCUGCAACUUUUCAAAUCUUAA
Molecule: messenger RNA, 927 nt
Organism: Heterotrigona itama
Lineage: Eukaryota; Metazoa; Arthropoda; Insecta; Hymenoptera; Apidae
Source: the annotation of a GenBank genome assembly